This is a messenger RNA of Ahaetulla prasina, 8982 nucleotides long. RefSeq lists its product as uncharacterized. The record is from RefSeq and is a predicted model, not a curated record. The transcript is spliced from 2 exons. Lineage: Eukaryota; Metazoa; Chordata; Lepidosauria; Squamata; Colubridae. Bases 1384 to 2409 code for a protein of 341 amino acids.
CAUAGACCUCCAUAGAAAAAUGUGUAUUACAAUGUUUUGCAUACAAUUUAUUUUAUUGCACUAUAAACUAAUUUUUCUUAAUGAAGAAUAUAAAAAUAGACUUUUGAAGAUUGUUGUUUCUUCCAUUUGUUUUUGAUGCAAAAAUGUCCAGUUCCUAAAAAAAAUUGUGUAAAUAAAACAAAAAUAAAUUUAAUUUUCCUCUAAAGUGAAUUUAAUGAGAAUGUAAUGAGAUGUUGCUUGGCUUCAAUCAGAUGUUGAAAUUGAGUGAGGCAUUUGAUAUGACAAUGUGCAUGUCAUCUCUGAUAUCUAAAUUAUUUUGAUUUUUUUAUUUUGAUGCAACAAGUGCUGACAACCAUGACUGACAAAGAAGAUGAUACCAAAUGGGAUCAGAACUCCCAUAUUUUGCUUUAUUAGAAUAAGGACACUUGUGACAAGAACAUCAGAAUUCUCCAAAACUCUUCAAGUUGAAUUCAUUAGCAUCAUUUGCUGCUUUGGCAGGAUUUGUAUCACUAAUGUUAUCUAUACCAGCAAGGAAAGAACUAUAAAUCCAUAGUUCAAUUUUAAAGUGUCUGAGCAGAAAUAACUUUCAAAAGAGUUCUGCAGAAUUUCCACAUGUUUGCAGAUACCCGUGGAGAAUCUGUCAAUAUUUUGUCUGCAGCUUGUAGAAGUGCUUCCUUCAGCAAUUGAAAGUUGAUAUAGUUGUCUACUUCCAAAGUUCUUUCAGAAUGACAACUUGGCCAAAAGAGUUCAUUUGUUUUUUUAGCUGCAUCUACAAUGAUGACUAAAAGGCCUUGAACAAUAAGAUAUGUCUUAUUCAGUUGGCUGAAAAUAUCUGCUAAUGUUAAAAAGUGAACAAACUGCUCUUUAUCAAAACUGUUGAUAUAGGGCUUUUCUUCUGUCUCAAAAAAAGUUGCCUGAUGUUCAACGAACUGCUUCAAGACUUGUCCAAUAGAAGCCACAAACAUCUGUGUAUUAGAGAAGAACUUCUCAUUCUGCUCCUCUGUCUUGACAAAGCUUCUUGGAAAGCUGCCCAGAUUAUUCCAGUUCAGAUGGAAACUCAAAAAGGUUCACAAACUUUUAAACAUCCCUGUAUAAAGCACUUGAGUUAAUGUUCUAGCUUUAAAACAGGGGUGUCAUGAAGCAGUAAUUUUUUUUUUCUUUUCUUUUGCUGACGUGGAGAAAAAAUGGCACUGAUUAUUGUUUGAAAGCUGUGAAGUUAUCUGCGUUCUCUGUGGAGUGACUAUGAAUUACAAGCUGUUGAGAAAUAAAUUUUCGAGUGCAAAAUAAGUCGCUUCGGCUUCAAUUAAAAAAUUGCUGUCCCUUGAUCUUCAUUAAGACCCUCUGCAAAAGUAAUUUGAAAUACUAGUUUGAAAACUUUUUAAAAUGACUCAACAACCUUCAGAAAUGCAGCAAGUUGCUGCGGCUUUAAACAAAAUUGGGGAAAAAAUAGCAGGAUUAUCGGAGCGUAUGGAUAAUUUGACAUUGGAAAUGAAAAAAAUGAAACAAGAAAUGAAUGAAAAUUUUGCAAAACAAACAGUGGAAAUGACAAUUAUUAAAGAUGAACUUGAGCAGAUUCAUGUACAUGAUGCAAAAGUGGAUCGGCAAAUUGGUGAAAUAUUUUACAAAAAUGAGCAGCAAGACAAGAGAAUUUGUCUCCUGGAAGAAGAAAUGAGGAAAUACAAUUUGGUUAUUCGAGGAAUUCAAGAAGAAAAGGUAGAUAAUUUGAAACAGUGGGUUUUAAAAUGGAUUAAUGAUCUUGACACGCAAAUUACGUUUACAAUAACAGAUCUGGCAAAUGUUUUUAGAAUUGGAUAUAGAAGGCAAAAUGGUUUCAACAGGAAUGUGCUUGUCAGGUUUGCAAAUCUUAGUGAUAAGCUGGAAGUUAUGGCCAAGGUGAGAGAGAUGGGAGAUGCUUUGAAGUUUGAAGGGAAGACUAUUCAAGUCUUCCCGGAUAUAUCAAGAGAAGAAAGGGCAUGGAGAUUUUUUUUUAAACCAAUUACAAAGGUUUUGAGAGAUAACGGAAUUAAAUAUAAUUGGAGGCUACCACAACAAUUGAAAUUUUUUUAUAAAGGAAGGAUGCGUACAAUUACCCCGGACAUAGAUGCAAUACUAUAUUUACAGGAGCUUGGACUGAUCAAGGAGGAGGAUUUAAUGGAGAUAAAAGAUCAAAUGCUUAAGAUGGGUGGAAUACUUGUGGAAACAUCAACUCCAGAAGAAGAAAAAGGGGCUAUUGGGGGGCAAGACCCUAAAGGGUUAAAGAGGAAAGAAAUCUCACCUGUGUUGGUCGAACAGAAGAAAAGUCGUGAGGAUACAGCAGGAGAAGAAGCAGAUAAGAGUCUUGGAAAAUACGAAGCUGAAUGCGGGAGAGAGCUACCACUUUCUUUUUUCUUGAGUGACGAAUUUAAAUAGACAGCCCGAAAGAAGUGACCCGGACAUUGGCACGUCCCCUCUCCCCCAUUCUCUUUAUAGAGGUGAAACCGAUGAGGAUGUGGGGGAAGAAGAUUGUUUGUUUUUUAUUGUUUGUUUUGUCUUUUGUCUUUUUUGUUUUUUUAUUGUUUUUUUUAUGUUAAAUGUUGGUUAUAUGGGAGUUUAAUGUUGGGUUUUGGGCACAGAAAGGAAGAGGCGGGGAUAGGAUUGAAAAAUUUACAGUUUAAAUGGGAGUCAUAAAAAUAAUGUCAUGGAAUGUGAAGGGUACAGGGAAUCAGAUUAAAAGAAGAAGAUUGGAAUUUAAGAUUAAAAGAGAUUUACCAGAUAUUUUAUUUUUACAAGAAACCCAUCAGAAAUCUGAAGAUUCAAAUAGAAUGUAUAUAAAAGGUAUGCAAAUAUAUGAAAAAGCAUUUGGAACUUCAAAAGCCAGAGGAGUUGCUUUUUUCUCUAAGAUAUAUAAUACAUAUUCUAGAAUUGAUUAUAUUUUUCUUUCUAAAGAUUUGUUGAAUAAUGUGGACAAGGUAGAUGUGGGAAUUUUUAAAGAUUCUGAUCAUGCAGAAGUUAUGGUGGAUUUAGAUUUUAAUUUUGAGAAAAAAAGAAGUUAUUGGAGAUAUGAGGAGAAACUGUAUAAAAAUGAAAAGGAUAAAAAAUGGAUACUUAAAAAAUUGGAGGAAAGUUGGAGACUAAAUGAUAAUGGGGAGGUUAAAUUUGAAAUUGUUUGGGAUGCGAUGAAAGCGGUGUUUAGAGGGGAGAGUAUAAAAUUAUCAAGUAGGAAAUAUAAAAAUUAUAAAAUUAAAAUGGAAAGGGAUAAAAAUCAGAUUAAAGAAUUGGAAAAUCAAUUUUUGCUUACUAAAGAAAAAAAAUUCUUGAGGAGCUUAAUAUGUUAAAACAGGGGUGUGAAAUUUGCAGCCCAUAGGCUGGAUGUGUCACACACUGGCCAUGCCCACCCCCAUUUUAGUGAAGGGGGAAAAAGUUGUGAUAUGUCACAUGAUGACAACUUGAUGCCGUGAGUUUGACACCCCUGCUUUAAAAAAUAAGACCAAAAGAUCUAACAUCUCCCUUGGAAGGAAAAAAAAAAAAAGCCCAGUGUUAGCAAAAGAUCACAAUGUUGCCUCAGAGACAUGAUAAUGAUGGCCAUGACUCUUUGGCAUCAAAAGCCAUUUCAAGAUAUUUAAAGCUCAGGUUUCCAUUCUUUUUUCCUGAAAGCCAUGAUAACUGAAUAUAACAGAAUUGCUCACUGUAUAUGAUUGAUUUCCUUCCUCUUUUGAGCCCAACUUGAGUUGGUAUACAAUGGAAGCAACAUCUGCAUUUAAAAGGAUGGAUCCCCUGCAGACUACUAGUUGGUAAUGAAGAAACUGGGGUUACUGAGAGUUGAUGUCAUCAAAUAAAUAUAUAGAUUGAAUAAGGAAACUGCCAAAAUUCAUCGUUGAUGGACCCCGCUCUGCAUGUUUAUUGCCUCUAAUAACAUUAUUUGCAGGAAGUGUUUUAAUACAAAUACUGGUAGUCUGAAGAAAAAAAAAGAAGCUGUUGCUUGUCAAUCAGCAUAUUGCAAAGUUUUGUCUACAGCAUGGGUGUCAAACUUGCCACGUCACAUUGUUGUCAUGUAACAUAUCACGUUUUUCCUCUUUGUGGAGCUGGCGUGGGCGUGGCUUGCGUGUGACGCAUCUGGCCCGCAAGCCGCCAAUUUGACAUCCCAGGCUACAAGAUAUUUCUUGAGACAUAUUCAAAAGAAAACUGAAAUCCAGAAAAGUCAUGCAUAGGAAGGUUGCAGUUCUUGUAUAUGCUUCUGGGUGGGAUGAUGGAAAACAAGUAUGUAAAUUGAAGCCAUUUUUUUCAAUAAUUUGCCUCAAUCCAAUCCUGAAAUGUAAUAUUUGGGCAUAUAAUUUACUGAUUUAUAUUGGUAAUUAGCUGGAUCUUAUCUGUUUUCUUUUUUAUACAUGUGUAUGAUGCUGAUUAUCUUCCCUGCCCAAUUCUCUACUAUCACUUUGGUUGAUAGUUCUAAGCAGAAAAGCUUGUACUGGGGCCCACCACUUGGGAUUCAGUUUUAUUGCUUUUGGCAAAACUUGGUCAAUGCCUGGAACCUUGCCUGUCUUCAGAAUUUGCUAUGCAUUUCACACGGGACUCUUCUGUCAAUAAGCUAAUGAGGUGAUUAGAAAUUUUAGUAAUUCAAUGUAGUUGUUGUAUGCUUAUCAUGCCACUGGAUAUGUCUUCUAUUAUUACAAUUCUGUAAUUGUGUAGGGGAGUGUUUCUCAACCUUGCUGGCUGAGAGUUCUGAGAGUUCUGGGAGUUGAAGUCCACACAUCUUUAAAGUUGCUGAGACUGAGGAACACUGAUGUAAGGUGUAGUUUGUCUGGCAUGGCCAACUCUGUAUUCAGUAGUAUUGUUGGUAUUACUGGGAAGUCAUUCCAAACAUGACUUCUUUUUCACAUUGUGUGGUGAAUGAACUAUACUGUGGGAAGCCAGUAAUAGUCAACAAGUGGUUCAUUCCCAAAAGGCUUAUUUGGCAGGACAGUCCCACUGAUGGGGCCAUUUAAAAUUUAAAUAGAGAACUGAUACAAGAUUAAACCUCAGGUCUUUAGCAACCUCAGAUCUUUGGGUAAUAAUGAAGUCUCUAACAUUUCUCCCUUUGAGCAAGACUUAACUUCUAAAAAAGUCUGGUCAUUGGCAUUCAUUCUUAAAAUCUUUGACUUUUUUUGCUUAACAUUAAUAUUGGUUCAAAAAUUGCUAUUAUUGUAUGAGCUGUAAGCAAAUACUACCUGAGUAUAGAGUUCUCAUCUGGUGCUAUUUAUUAAGGUCCAGUACCUAGCACAAAGUUGAUUUCUUUAAUGUUAUCAUUAAUGGCAAUGCCCUGAAAAAAGGACUGAACAUUAAUAAAGGAGAAAUAUAAUAUUCCUAGAUUAUGGAUCUGCUGCAAUGGUGGUAUUCAGCUAGUUCUAUCCGGUUAGGGUGAACUGGUAGCAGCGGCUGUGGGAAGCUACACCCACCCGGCCCGACAUCUUCACGUCCCAUAUUUGAUGCUCUGCGCAUGCAUGGAAGGCCCUGCACUUCCACAGAGGUGGUGCAUGCAAGAGAAGUGAGCACGCACAUGUGCUCACAUUUGCAAACCGGUAGCGAAGGUAAGUGAAUACCACCCCUGAUUUGCUGGUUAUGCUGCACAGUGGUGAAAUGUGUUUUUUUUCCUGCCAGACAUAUGCUCCUCUAAUAAGAACCCCCAUCAUGAUAUAAUAAUUUUUGAUACAUUUCCAAGUGGAAAAAUAUAAAACAAGUAUCAGUCAAAAACAGUUGAUUUCUAAAGUCCAGUCAGCUACAAGAUUAGGAGGAGUAUUUAUAGUUUACAACUUUGUUAUGCAAAACAUGCACUCUGCCAUCUGAAGUACAGUCUUACUUCUGUUAUCAAGUUAACUUAAUGGCUUAGUAGCAAAAGUUGUUACCAAAAACAAACAAACAAAAAAUAUUGAGUCCCAACAGUUUUCUUAGAUAUCAUUCUGUAUUUAGAUAUAACUAGACAUCUAGACAAUCUUGUUUCAAAGGCAUUUCCAUACCAGAUUAGCAGAUUACUCAACAAUGGAAGAGCUUCUAAUAUACUGGGAAAUUCUUUUUAAAAAAGGGGGGGGGGGAAUUAUUCAGUGAUGUAUCUAUCUUGAAAGUAGUCCAUGUUGAACUGUUUACCAGAGACAAACAUCAGCAGUUGACCUCAGGAAAUGUUUCAUGACAUUUUGUAUUAUGUCAUAAAAUGCUGUAUGUUAAUUUUUAUGUCAUAAAAUGGUUCAUAAAAUUAAACUUCAAUACCACAAGAGUCAUGGGUCCCAUAUUUUGGACACAUUCUGCAAGUUAGUCCAUUUGAGGUACCUUGGUUGAAAAUGUUCUGCCCUAUAAUGUACCAUUUCACACAGUUAAAGUUUGUAGACAUGAAAAUUUUAGCAGUGUACAGAUGGUUAGACUGUUCAGAUACCAUUGUUUCUUUUUUCACAAACAAUUCUCCAAUAUUAAAAGGAAAAAAUCAUCCACAGAUCCUUAACUUUUGUUUAAAAAUUAUUAAAUACUCUGGACAUUAAUAAAUUCUGUUUAAAGUCCCAUAACAACAAUACUGAGUCUUAUUUUUUAAACACCACAAUAAUUAAAAGUAAUCUUUAUGGGUAGUCUUCAACUUUUGACCACAAUUGAGACCAGAAUUUCUGUCACUAAGAAAUGUGGUCAUAGGGCAUCACUAAGUGACAGCAUCACUUGGGGAUGGCAAUCCUGGCACUUCCUGUUGCUAUCAUUAACUGAGAAUUACAACUUAUAGAGUACCAACUCCAAUUGAAGUCAUUCCAGGCUUGGUCUCUCCCAGCUCAAGCUUUGGUAAAACUCGGCCUCCUCUUCAACUCCCCCCACUAUCUGCCCCACCAUUCUGCCCUUUUAGCUGCUCUGCAACUUGCCUUGCAGGAUGCCAAGUAGCUCCAAAACCGCAUGGCUCUGGGUGGCUUGCUGUAUUACAGCUCAGGGACUUCUUGGUGUAUCAUACCUCUAGGAUUGCAAAAAGCAGCAUUGUGCAAAGCCACAGUGGCCUGGAAGACCUCAGCCACCUCAGUCCAGUUCCUGUUGCCUUUGCCAGCCUGCCCUCCAAGCUCCCUGCUGUUCCGCACUCUGCUGCCCGAGCUGACCUUCGCUCUUUUCUUGCUCCCACUGCUCAUGAGGGUUGCCUCCCCUGGCCCUUCAUGAGGCAGCUGCUGAGCAUGUGAGACCAUCUUCCCAAAUCUCACAAGAAACUGCCAUGAACAAUAUUCAGAAGAAAGUCUUGUGCAACCAGGAGCUACCUGGUGUAUAAGGUGUAUAAGAGGCACCUUUUUACCCCCAAAAAGAGGGUGAAAAUCUGGGUGCAUUUUAUAUGCCAAAUGUAGUCCUGCCCAACCGCCUCCCCCCACUCUUCGGAGGUUGUCGGCCGAAAAUCUUGUGGAAAGCGGCUGCUGUUUCGGCAUCAACAUAGCCACGGUAAGAGCGCUUUUUGCGAGCCAGGCUGCCCGAAUCCUUUUGAAGAAGCGGCGACAACGCUCGGCUCUGGGAUAGCCAACAGGCCUCCCCUCCAGCUCGUUGAGCAUGGGAGCGCCUAGAGCAGAUACAGCUACAGCAGGCGCGCUCGCUUCGAGCCAGUCUGCCUCAGCUGCUGUUGACAGCCUACGACACUACUAAAAGGCAACGUUUCAGGCAAUCGUGGAGGAAAAAGAGUGUUGCCUCCCUGCAUGGUGUUUUCUGCAUUUUUCCCCCUCAAUUUUCCGAAGCAAUUUGCAAAGCCAUGCACCCCCCUCCUUUUCUGUAAAUUACUUCAGAGAAUUGAGAGAGAGAAAAAACGCCGGAAAACGCAAUGGGGGAGGAAAAAGAGUGUUCAUGUUUUCUUCCCCCAUUGCCUGAAGCGUUGCCUCCCUGCAUGGCAUUUUCCAGUGUUUUUUUUUUUUCUCAAUUCUCCGAAGCAAUUUGCAGAAAAGGAGGAGGAGGGCACGCGGCUUUGUUGAACAUGGCCCAGCCACGGCUCUCAUCCACUGCGUAGGGCAACGGGACACGCAGGUGGUAGGCAGCACGACGCUGUGAGUCCAGCUAGAGUUCCUGGCCACGGAUCACCAACUGGGCCUGGGCGGCAGAGCUGAGCAACGGCAGUUCAAUGGUCAUUACCAACCCGCGGGGGAUUGGCCUAGGUGCCGAGUCCCGGCUAUUGCAAUAUCCCUGAAGGUCCAUGUAGGAGCGGUGACGGAGACUCCACUGUGGAGUGGUGGCAGGUGGGGCUGGUUUGGGCGGAGGGGGUCUUGGAACUUCAUACUGCGGGAUGGGAGGCGGAUAGACGUAGGGCGAAGGGAAAGGCAGCAAGGGGGAAUUGUCUGGGUCUCCAGCCUCUUCUGGGGGCGGUUGAGUUCCUGCGGCCAGCAGCAUCUGGACCAGUGUGGCCUGCGGGAUGCCCUUAUACUUGAUGCGGUUGAGGGGGACGGCGUUGGUGCGGUCCAGUUGCUGGGAGAAAUUUCACCAGGCGGCGGAAUUGGGUCAUGUGGCCGGCCAAGCUCAGGGUGCGCGGAUGGAAGACAACGUCGUAGACCAGGCGGUGUGGCCCAUGCAGCUGUUUGCGGCUCAGUUCAUCGCGGCCCGGCGCUAAGGAGUAUGGCAGUAACCAGCAGGAACCUUCAGGAUCUGGCCGAAGCUCUGGCCUCCCGAUUAGCUGGUUGCUGCAGAUGUUGAUCCAACAGUGCCGGCUACCAGCCUGGCUCAUGCGCAGGACUCAAGACAUAAGUAUUUGAUACAUAUGUAUUUCAUACCCAAUCUGGGCUGCAAAAAUUUGAACUGCUGAAAUCUUUAUGUACUCCUUUCUGGGGUCACUGGACUUUGAAAGCACAGCUAGUGCAGUCCUUGUGUUUUAUUGUUUUUAAAUAACCUGCAGGUUCCCCAAAUAUUUCUGAACUCCACUCCCUGUCAAAUCCAACCAGCAUUGAUAGAAAUAAGCAAACUAGGAACUGCCUUUUUACAUAAUUAAUAUUAACCAGUUAAAUAUUAAUUGAUCUUAAUUGUGAAUAGCAAUCAUAUUAAUUAAAUGAG